Molecule: messenger RNA, 1197 nt
Organism: Microthlaspi erraticum
Lineage: Eukaryota; Viridiplantae; Streptophyta; Magnoliopsida; Brassicales; Brassicaceae
Source: the annotation of a GenBank genome assembly
AUGGACGGAGCGGCGGAUAUGCUUCUAUACUUGGGGCUUGGUUCAUUGGGGCUUGGUUCAUUGGGGCUUACUUAUAUACCAAGCCCCAAUGAACCAAGCCCCAAGUAUAUAAGUCGUCAACAUUUAUUGAUGGUUUGCCCUAAGCGAUUCGAUAGAAGCAUAUCCGCCGCUCCGUCCAUCUCUCCUCUGUGCUCUCUCUCAGGCGUUUCAGGUCCGAUCGUAAACGAGGUCAGUAGUUUUGAUCAAACUGUGCCAAACUCUCUCGAAGAUUUUCGUUAUAAACUGAAGACGAUGAAUGCCAAUUCAAGACCCACGAGGGUGAUACGGAAAAAAAAGGCGACGAGUAAGAACGCAAAAACGUGGGUGUGCUGGGACAUCGACAGCUGUCCGGUUCCGAAUGGUCACGAUGCUUGUCUGGUCGGUCCGAGUAUAGACUCGGCCUUAGAUAAGGACGGCUACACUGGUCCUCUCACCAUCACUGCCCUUGGCAACCUAAAACCCAUCUUAAGAAAAACCCCUGCUGAUAUUCGGAAACUCUGUAACUCUGGAAUCCAUCUUAAUCACGUCCGCGGUUUCGCUGAGAUUUUUGACAAGUUUUUGACGUGGACGCUGCAUAAUCAACCUCCGGCUAAUAUACUGUUGAUAACCGGUAGAAAGCUUGCGCCAGUUUAUUUUGAAUGGUUUUCAACCCUAGAACGUCAGGGAUACACCAUUCUUCAAGCAAAUCCUCGGGGAUCUCCUCAAGCUAAUGAAAAGAGCUAUCUCUGGGGACACUUACUGUUGGGACCAAUUGAGGGAAGCAAGACGAAUCGUUUACCGCGUCGAGCAACUUAUUUUUGCUCAACAUGUAAUACAUGUCCUGGCGAUAGUGAAGCUAAGAACCUACAGCAAAAGCAAGAGAGAUCAUCGAGAAACAAAUGGACUGCGUCUGCGUCGCUCGACAAGGUGUUAGCUGACAUAGUGCUCAAGCAGAUCCAAGCAGGAAACAGGCGGAACAAUUUCUUCGACAGGAAGACCUGGACCAACAUGUGUAAUGAUUUCAAUGAGCAGACGGGUCUCAGCUUCAACAACAAUCAAUUGAGGAGGCAUCUCGACGUUCUGAGACAACGCUACAAUUCUCUGAAAUCGAAAAACGAGUUUGUUGUGGAAGAAGAAGAUACGAGAUGUAUAUUGGAGUUAGACUUGUGGGAAGAGUGA